AUAGAUAAUAGAAGAGAGUGGUAUCAUCUUAUUUGUCUGUUAUUUACAUUUACAAGUUUGAAUAAGGUUUAAAUAUAUUUGUAUCUUAUUUCGCAGUAUUACCUAGAAAAAUUAAAAAUAUUGUCUAACACAAUAAUAUCCAAAUACGUAAUUUAACACUUAAAUGAUAGAGAAACUCGGCAGCGGUGGGUAUAUAUUUUUUUGGACUUUCAACUCUGAUUAGUUUAUUUGCCACAUUUAAUAAAUACUUAAAAAUGGUCCUAUCGAAACCUUUGAUAAACGCCCUAAGUUUUUAUUUUGGGCAAUUAUAUGAACAUCCACUUAGGACAAAAGCUAUCAGCUGCUGCGUUAUAGCAACGGCUGGAAAUUAUGCUUCUCAAAGGAUAGCAGGAAGUAAAGUCCUUGAUUAUCAAAGUUUAUUGGCCUACGGAGUAUUUGGUUUACUAUUUGGUGGGACUAUACCCCAUUAUUUUUAUAAUUUCUUAGAGAGUGCCAUUCCCGAAGAGGCAUCAUUUGUGAUAGCGAAAAAAUUAUUUUUUGAAAGGCUUAUAUAUUCACCUCUGUAUCAAGCAUUUACUCUAUAUGUUAUAGCAAGACUGGAAGGAAAAGACCACAAAACGGCUGUAAAACAAUUGCAGUCUCUUUAUUGGACCGUCCUUACAAGUAGCUGGAAAUAUUUGACAGUCAUACAGUUGCUUAAUCUUAGUGUCGUACCUCCUAUGCUUAGAGUUUUGAUAAUCAAUCUAGUGGGAUUUUUCUGGACUAUCUACAUAGCAAACAAAAGGCGACAAGAACAAGAAAAAAGCAAAAAGAAAUGAAGUAUAAUUUUAUCAAUCAUUAUGUUAAUGUUAAAAAAUGUAUUGGGUGAUUUGUUAGUUUAUUUUUUAUGGAGGUAUAUU
Messenger RNA from Anoplophora glabripennis (Asian longhorned beetle), 899 nucleotides. RefSeq names its product peroxisomal membrane protein 2. The record is from RefSeq and is a predicted model, not a curated record. The transcript is spliced from 5 exons. Gene Ontology annotation, cellular component: cytoplasm; membrane. NCBI's taxonomy places the organism in Eukaryota, Metazoa, Arthropoda, Insecta, Coleoptera, Cerambycidae. Bases 255 to 818 code for a protein of 187 amino acids.